Messenger RNA from Saprolegnia parasitica CBS 223.65, 2618 nucleotides. Its product is annotated as serine/threonine protein kinase. Gene Ontology annotation, molecular function: ATP binding; transmembrane receptor protein tyrosine kinase activity. Bases 1 to 2580 code for a protein of 859 amino acids. Lineage: Eukaryota; Oomycota; Saprolegniomycetes; Saprolegniales; Saprolegniaceae. Gene Ontology annotation, cellular component: signaling receptor complex. The record is from RefSeq and is a predicted model, not a curated record. Gene Ontology annotation, biological process: multicellular organism development; positive regulation of kinase activity; protein phosphorylation. The transcript has 3 exons.
AUGUCGUGGGUCUUGGGCGGCGACCGGUCGCUGCGGCGGCUCGUCAUCUUCUUCUUCUUCGCGAUGCUGAGCUACCUCCUUGUGAACGCGCUCGCCUUUACCAUCUGGGUCGUCUGGGUCUUGAUCUCGUUCCUUCUGCAAGCGUGCCUCGCGCCGUGCCAGUCGGGCGGCUUCAAAGCCUUUUUCCGCUCGUUCCUCGAAGAAAACAUCUACACGGGCUUCCUCGAGUGGAUCUGCCGCUGGGAAAUACGCGUCCGGAACGUCUACGAGCUCAAACGCUACGUCGACCCGUCGCGCCCGGUCGCGGUCGGCCCGUACAUUUGGCGCGUCGCCUUCUACUUUGUCCUAUGGAAGUCGCUCGAGAGCACGGUCUUUGGCGCUAUCAACCGCAUCAACAUUACGAUCUACCACCCGCUCUACUUUGCCGACGUCGUGUACAAUUGGGAAUCGCCCAACGACUUCAACUCCACGCUCCUCAACUCCACGCUCUUCAACGACACGAUCGUCGCACCAAGCGACGCCGACGACAUACCGUACACGGGCGUGAGCUUGGCCUUUGUCACCGUCGGCGUCGUCCUUGGAACGAUCCUCGUCCUGCGCAUCCUUGCCCACAUCAUUUGCCGCGUCUGCUCGGUCUGCAUCGACCCGAUCUUUCGCCCCCGGUACAAGUACUCAACGACCGACGUCGUGGCGCCGCCGCCAAGCAGCAACGGCAAGACGCUCCGGUUCAUGCACAACGGGUACGUGCAGUUUGACGACUCGGCCCUGCGCGUGCCACCCACGGCUGUGCACGGGGAAGAUGCGCUCGGUCUCACCAUUCGAAGCGGCGCCACCGAUUUCUACUGCAUUCCGGUACCCGACCCGCCCGAGUUGCAUGCCAACAAGCCGCCGCCGACGCCAAUCCCGCUGCUUGAGAGCAUCUCCGUGUCCAGCCCACGUUCGAGUAUUGGACCGCACGAGGAGGCGAAGCGCCAACGACUCCUGCACACCGAGUCGUCACGUAACUACGCUCGGCAAUCGUCGAUGAUGACGCUCCUUGAAGCACACGAGCUGAUUGAAGUGCCACACCGGAGGCUCGUGGUUGCACCAGCUGCCAAAGCGCCCAACUACGACCCGUUCCCAGCUUCGUACGAAGCGCCAAGCUAUGGCGUCUACCGCAGCGUCAAUUUCGAUUCCUUUAAAGAGACGCCAGCCAAUCUCACGGGGUUGGUCAAGUACGAUGUGCUCUCGCCGACGAACCGCCCGUCGCAGUCGUUCCAGCUGCCCCGCGUCUGGCGCGCCAUUGACGACCCAACAAUCUCUGCUCGGUCCUUGAGCACGAUCGACCCGGUGCACUUUUCAGCCUUUUGCCCGCCGGUUGUCAGCACCAGUGUCUUUACCUUCUCCAUCUGGGCCUUCCUCGUCCACCAACGCGACGAGAUGCGCGAAGAAGCGACGACUCGAAACGACGAUGGCGCCAAGCAGCUCUCGCGCGAGGUGCUCAUGCACGUCCGCCGCGGCGCGCGCGUGCACGUGACGCUGUCCGUGCCAGACGGCUUUCGGCUGCUGGACGCCGCGACCAAGCCGUUGGAGUGGGACGGCCACGUCACCCACGUCUCCUACAAUGUCCAAGGCAAAGCGAUUGUCGACGGACAAGUGCUCUUUGCGGCAUCGAUCGUGCUGGGCGCGCAAGUCAUGCGUCUGCGGUCGUAUGUGUUUGCGUCGUCCAAGCCCGUCAAGGAGAAGCAAGACGAUGACGAGGCGGGACCGGUCGAAGUGACAGCGUCGAGCUUGGAGAUGUUGCCCGAGACGUACGAAGAGAUCGCGUACGACGAGCUCGAGAUGAAGAACCUUGUCGGUCGAGGCAACUUUGGCGACGCGUACCGCGCUCGGUACCGCGGCCAAGACGUCGUGGUCAAGACACUCCGGCCGAGCGAGUUUGGCGACAACCAAGACCAGAUCGUGCAAGAGUUUCGACACGAAGCCGCGGUGCUCUCGCUGUUUGGGCACCACCCCAACAUUGUGCCGUUUGUGGGUGCGUGCACGGACCUCUCGCAGCCGCUGAGUCUCGUGACCGAGUACUUGCCGUUCGGGAGCCUCGAAGACCAGCGAUCCACGUUGAGUGUGGAGCAGAAGCAGCAGAUUCUCAAGGGCGCGGCGUCCGGCUUUCUCAACAUGCACGAAGGCCGGUUCAUCCACCGUGACAUUGCGGCCCGCAACUGCCUCGUGGACGCCACGCUGAACGCGAAAGUAUGCGACUUUGGCAUGUGUCGGCGCGUCGGCGCGGUGGGUGGCAGCUACUUUGCGCACGGGACGGGGCCGCUCAAGUACAUGGCGCCCGAGUCGCUGACGCCGCCGCAUGCGUUUUCGUACCAGUCGGACGUCUACUCGUUCGGCGUCCUGAUCUGGGAGACGUACCACGGCGUGAGUCCGUUUGCAGGUCUAAGCGGGGCCGAGGCGGCGGCGCGCGUCUUGUCGGGCGACCGCUUGGCGCUGUCAACGGCGAUUCCGCUGCAUCUACAAGACCUUGUGACGCAGUGCUUCCGCGACGACCCGUCCAAGCGGCCGAGCAUGGCGCAGGUGCUCAUGGCACUCGAGUGAGUGGCUACAUGUGUGAACCAGUCGUAUUUAAUUCUAGG